AUGGAAUCCGGCUUCACAGUCUCACUUUGGCCGCUCACAAUGGCGGCCGCAACUUUGGCUUUGGGAUUAGCCGUGUCCGUGGCCCUGAUGGCUGCCGGAAAUGGGCAACUGCAUCAGCAAGUGGCCACCAGCAAGCAGUCGCAACUCUGGCUUGAUUGUUCCUGCCUACAUUUUAACGAGCGGAAUGCCACUCAAUGGGGCAGGUUGGCCAUUAAUGCCAGCCAGGCGCUGGGCGCCAAGAACAACUGCCUGAUGAUCUUCAUUGCCGGCAUGGAUGACGAGCUGGUGGCCUUUCGGCUCGAGCAGUUGCAGCUGCGCCCCGGCUGCUUGGACAGCGUGGACGUCUUUCCCUUUUUGCGGGAGCCCGUCAUCGAGAACGCGACGCUGGCGGCGGACACCUUCUGCCAGCACAGCCGGAACCGCAGUGCCACGCCUAUUUAUAGCGCGGGUCGAUUGCUCGGGCUGCGCCUCCGCUUCCAGCAGCCGCCCACCGACUUGGCCAGCUGGAACUUGACCCUAACCGCCAGCUAUCGAUUUCUGAAGCGGGAAAACUUUCGCACCGAUGGGCGCUUGGUGCCGCACAGCUUCUGCGACUUCUACUUCUUCGCCAGUUUGUCCGGCGAGGAGGGCAGCGUGGGCCAAGGCUACUUCCACUCGCCCCAGUUCCCCGCCCACUAUCCGGCGCACAUCAAGUGUGCCUACAAGUUCAUCGGUCGGCCGGACACCCACGUGGAGAUCCUGUUCGAGGAACUGGAGCUGCCGCCGGUGGCCAGCGGCGGAUGCCAGUUGGAUGCACUUACUCUGUUCGACGCCGAGUCCGCCCACAUGAGCUCAGUCAUCGACGUGCUCUGCUCGACCCGUCCCACCCGCCGGCUGGUGAGCAGUGGCCCCGAUCUGCUGCUCGAGUUCAACGCCAGCUCCAAUCGCACGGCCAAAGGAUUCCGGGGCAAGUACAAGUUCGUGCAGAAUGAGCUGGUACUGCCGGAAACCUCACCCCCGCCCCCUCCUUCGGCCGUUUUGGAGGCAGCCAGUGUGGCGGUUAGGCCGGAGAAGCUCCAGCAGCAGCUGCCCCUCGCCGCCAAGGCCAACAGUCUGCCGACGGAAGCGGAGCUGUCGAAGCCCGCACGUUCAUUUGAACAAUGCAAGCAGACCUUUGACUCACGAGUAAACAAAUCGGGCACAUUCGACUCGAAUCAGCUGUUGCUAGCAAAACACGCUCUCGGCGGCGUUUUAAUUGGUGGCUCGAGAGUCCUCCAAUGCCGUUACGAAUUCGAAGCCCAUCCGCCGGAACGGGUACAGAUUCGAUUCCACGACUUUAACGUGCCUACGGAGCACGAGAAUUCUACGGGGUGCCAGCCGGGGGAUGCACUUCAUGUGGUCUCCGAAGUGCGUGGACGCUACGAGACCCAGGAACUCCUGUGCGGCGCCUUCCUCCCCAAGCCACUGAUGUCGAACGGACCGCGGUUGCAACUGCAGUUUGUCGGAAAGUAUCCACCCGCCAUGACCAACAAGGUUCAGUACUACGGAUUUCGGGCAGAGUACCGCUUCCUUACCAACUAUGGAAUUAUGUCCGGCGUUCAACAAGAGGACUGUUCUUUCGUCUUCAAUAGCAGCGAGCGUAUAAGUGGCCUCUUUCACUCUCCAAAUUUUCCUGGCUACUAUCUGGAAAAUGUAGUGUGCAAUUAUUAUUUCUACGGAGCCACUGACGAGAAGGUAGUACUGCACUUCACCUAUUUUGAUAUCGAAGGCAUUGGAACUUGUGACCACCAGACCGCCAGCGACUUCAUUGAGUUUUCUAAUUUCAUGAGCACAGAUCGAAAGUACAGCAGAUACUGCGGAAAGCUUCAGGAUUUCGAAAUGCGUUCGGAUGGACGUUUUUUUCGCGUCACUUUGCAUUCAAAUGAUCGUUUUGUAGCUAUUGGAUUUCGCGCCCUGUACACUUUCGAAGCCAUUCCCGUAAAUAACUCCAUCGUUGAUCUGAGAGAUAAUGCCUCUAUGCAAAGCUUCGUUUCACUGGCUCCAUCGCUUCCGGUUAUCAACUUAUCGAAGAUUAUCUUUUGUAUUUUGUAUAUGCAUUUAUAAAACAUAAGAAUAACACUCAACCAUAGUAUUAUAUCUGCCAUAAAAACAUUCAGAUGUUUGCGAUAGAUCUGUUUAACUGAAUAUAUUUUCAUUACUGGCUUAAUUUAAUAAGAAUUAAAAAUAAAGUUACCAAUCGUUACAUCUUA
Messenger RNA from Drosophila rhopaloa, 2228 nucleotides. It is a transcript of the gene Sol1, whose product is annotated as suppressor of lurcher protein 1. Bases 1 to 2082 code for a protein of 693 amino acids. The record is from RefSeq and is a predicted model, not a curated record. The transcript is spliced from 7 exons. Gene Ontology annotation, cellular component: plasma membrane. NCBI's taxonomy places the organism in Eukaryota, Metazoa, Arthropoda, Insecta, Diptera, Drosophilidae.